Vicia villosa (hairy vetch) is the source of this 2194-nucleotide messenger RNA. RefSeq names its product pentatricopeptide repeat-containing protein At3g51320. The coding region runs from base 135 to 1940 and encodes 601 amino acids. Gene Ontology annotation, molecular function: protein binding; RNA binding. NCBI's taxonomy places the organism in Eukaryota, Viridiplantae, Streptophyta, Magnoliopsida, Fabales, Fabaceae. The transcript has a single exon. Gene Ontology annotation, biological process: RNA modification. The record is from RefSeq and is a predicted model, not a curated record.
AGAGAACGCACCGUUUAGUGGUGCGCAUCGAAAACUCGUUUACCAGAGCACAGAAUCGAAUCAAGGAGAGCAUGUUCGUCAAUGGCGAUUAACCUUUCAACCCCAGAACUCUGUGAAACUCAACCUCCAAAUGAAUGGCCAGAGUUUCAUCUCGACAACUUGUCCCCUUUCUUUCCCGCCCCAUCACCACCACCACUACUAACAUUCCUCCUUCUUCUUCAUCUUCACCUUUUCUUCCACAAGACAAAAAACCAACACUCCCAUUCCUCACCCACCUUCAUUUUCAAUCCCUUCUCACACCCUCUUCUUGCCAAACCACUCGCCACCUUCUUCAAAUCCAAGCCCUUCUCAUUACUUCUAGCGUUUACCGCAACCCCUUCUUAGCACGCACACUUUUGAGCCGUGCUUCUAAUCUAUGUGACGUUUCCUUCACCUUACUCGUUUUUCACCAUUUUAAUAACCCUUUGGAUACUUUCUGUGUUAACACUGUGAUAAACUCGUAUUGUAAUAGCUAUGUUCCGAAUGAAGCUGUUGGUUUUUACUUUCGGUCUUUGAGGAUUGGGUUGUUUCCUAAUAGUUAUACGUUUGUUCCACUCAUUCGGUCUUGUUCUAAUAUGGGUUGUGUUGAGAGUGGUGGAAUGUGUCACGCUCAGGCUGUGAAGAAUGGGGUUGAUUUUGUGUUGCCGGUGCAGAAUUCUUUGGUUCAUAUGUAUGCUUCUUGUGGGGAUGUUUUUCUUGCUAGGGUUGUGUUUGAUGAAAUGCUUAGUCCGGAUUUGGUUUCGUGGAACUCAAUGAUUGAUGGGUAUGUUAAAGUUGGCGACUUGAAUGGUGCACACAGGCUGUUUGAUGUAAUGUCUGAGAGGAAUUUGGUUACUUGGAAUAGUAUGAUUAGUGGGUUUUUGAAGGGUGGGAAUCCUGGUUAUGCGUUGAAGUUGUUUAGGGAAAUGGGUAGGCUUGGAUUGAGAGGUAAUGUUAGGAGUAUGGUUUGUGUGAUUACGGCUUGUGGUCGGUCAGGUAGACUUAAAGAAGGAAAAUCAGUUCACGGAAGUGUAAUCAGGUUGUUCAUGAGGUCGAGUUUGAUUCUCGAUACUGCUUUGAUAGAUAUGUAUUGUAAAUGCCGGAGGGUUGAGGUGGCGAGAGAAAUUUUCGAGAGGAUGGGUAAUAGGAAUUUGGUUUCGUGGAAUGCAAUGAUUCUGGGGCAUUGCAUUCGUGGGAGUCCUGAAGAUGGACUGAGUCUGUUUGAUUUAAUGGUGGGGAUGGAGAGGAUGAAAGUUGAGGUUGAUGAAAGUCCAAGUGCAACAGAUAAAGGUUUGGUUAGGUUUCUCCCGGAUGAAAUUACAUUCAUUGGCAUUCUUUGUGCCUGUGCUCGGGCGGAACUGUUGACUGAAGGCAGGUUUUACUUCAAGCAAAUGGUUGAUGUGUAUGGCGUGAAACCAAAUUUUGCUCAUUUUUGGUGCAUGGCAAAUCUUCUUGCUAACGUGGGGCUUGUUGACGAGGCAGAGGAGUGUCUGAAGAGCAUGUCGAAAUUUGACGCGGACAUGUCACAGGAGUCAUUGUUAUGGGCAAGUUUGCUUGGUUUGUGUCGGUUCAAGAGAGACGUGUACUUGGGGGAACAGAUUGCUGAACUUCUUGUUGACAUGGAUCCUAAGAACCUAUCUUAUUACCAGUUUCUGCUGAUCAUUUAUGCCGUGGCUGCUCAAUGGGAGAAUGUUUCUAGAGUGCAAAAACUGAUGAAGGAAAGAAAGUUAGGGAUAAUCCCUGGAAGCAGUCUUGUGGACAUGAAACAUAUUGUUCACAAUUUCAAAGUGUCAAACAAACGGCAUGAAGGAAUUGAAGCAGUAAACAAGAUGAUGAAUGAACUAUCUCAUAAACUUAGGUUGCCAUGUGCUGAUUCAAGCCAGUCAUCAGAAGGGCAGAAAGAGUUGCGAAGACCAGGAUGACAGAUAAAGCAAACCUGUAGACAAGUAGCCUUAGAAUUCGAGCUUCGAGCCGCAUUUUUUAAAUAAGUUGCCUUGAUUUUUUUACCAAUCCAAACAACCAGAGUUUUAUAUUGGUACAAGUUUCUCUUGGGGCAUCGAUACGGAUACUAACAGAAUACCCAAUUUUGUUUUGAGGUGUUUAAUUUAUAUGAAGUUUUGUAAGUGUGGGUGGAGUUUAGCAUCAUUGGUGCUAAACCUACUUUAUUUUUCUUUCA